Molecule: messenger RNA, 777 nt
Organism: Coniophora puteana RWD-64-598 SS2
Lineage: Eukaryota; Fungi; Basidiomycota; Agaricomycetes; Boletales; Coniophoraceae
Product: kinase-like protein
Exons: 2
Coding region: 1-777 (258 amino acids)
Biological process (GO): protein phosphorylation
Molecular function (GO): ATP binding; protein kinase activity
Source: RefSeq, a predicted model, not a curated record
AUGUCUCAAGUGUCUCAAACAUCACAACAGCAAUCAAAUGUUCAUGACCUCUAUGAACGCCUCGAGACUGUCGGGAGAGGCGCUUAUGGCUCAGUCCACAAGGGGGUGCACCGCCGCACAGGCAACAUCGUAGCUCUCAAGAUCAUCAACCUUGAUACAGCAGAUGACGACGUAGAGUCUAUCCAGAAAGAGGUUGCUCUACUAACUCAACUUCGUGAUGCCCCAAAUGUCACAAAGUACUUUGGCUGCUACCUAGAUGGCCCUCGCGUCUGGAUAGUGAUGGAGUUUGCUCAAGGUGGUAGCGUCCGCACCCUCAUGCAAUCAUCCAAAGAUGGAGUACUCGAGGAAAAGUACAUCGUUCUCAUCGUACGUGAAGUCCUCAUCGCCCUCAGCUAUCUUCACAAAUCCGCCAUCAUGCAUCGCGACAUCAAAGCCGCCAACGUCCUCGUCACCAGCACUGGCAAGGUCAUGCUCUGCGACUUUGGCGUUUCUGCACUCUCCGCUACAGCUAAUACCAAGCGCUACACCCUCAUGGGCACACCUAACUGGAUGGCUCCUGAAGUCGCUCAACAGGUCCCCGUGUACGACAGCAAGGCCGACAUAUGGAGCUUAGGUAUCGUCGUCUACGAGAUGAUCAAAGGUGCUCCACCCCAUGCAGACUUGCGAGAUGUUUUCAAGGUCAUGCAACUCAUCAGUCGGGUUCAGCCCCCGCGCUUGUCGGAGGGAGAAGGGAGUAAGGAUAUGAGGGACUUUGUUGCUAGUUGCUUGCACUACUAA